Papaver somniferum (opium poppy) is the source of this 1368-nucleotide messenger RNA. RefSeq lists its product as uncharacterized. The transcript has 5 exons. The coding region runs from base 1 to 1368 and encodes 455 amino acids. Gene Ontology annotation, molecular function: nucleic acid binding. The record is from RefSeq and is a predicted model, not a curated record. Lineage: Eukaryota; Viridiplantae; Streptophyta; Magnoliopsida; Ranunculales; Papaveraceae. Gene Ontology annotation, biological process: DNA integration.
AUGACAAGACUAAGUGGCCAAAAACUUAUCCGAAGUGAGGAAGAACAUCUUGAUCAUCUGUCACAAGUAUUUCAAGUUCUUACUGAUAACUACUUAUAUGUUAAUCUGAAGAAGUGCACAUUCAUGGCUUCAUCAGUAACAUUUAUGGGUAAACAUAAUUCAGAGACACAAAAGAAGUUGUCUACAUAUGAAUUGGAGUUACUUGCUCUUGUCCAAGAUCUCAAGCAGUGGCAUACGUAUCUGAUACAUAGAGAAUUUGUUGUCAAUACUGACAACCAUGCACUGAAUUUUUUGAAUACUUCUGCUAAAGUUAACAGAAUGCAUGAUCGAUGGCUAGAUACAAUCAACAAAUACAAUUUCUCUGUGAAGCACAAAAGUGGUAAGUUAAAUCAAGUUGCAUAUGCUUUAAGUAGAAGACGACAUCUAUUAACCACAAUUCGUAAUGAGAAUUCUGCAUUUGAUUACGUCAAAAAUAUUUAUCCUGAAGAUGAAGAUUUCAGUAAAUUAUGGAACCAAUGCAGUUCUCAGAAUCAUAGAGUUGAUGAUUUUCUCAUACAAGGUGGCUUUUUCUUUAAAGGUAAUCGUUUAUGUAUUCCAAAAGGUUGUUUACGCUUACAUCUUAUGCGUGAAUUACAUGGAAGUGGUAUUGGUGGUCACUUUGGAAGAGAUAAAACCAUCGCACUUGUUGAAGAAAGAAGUAAUGAUUCUAUAAUGGUCAUAGUUGAUCGUUAUUCUAAAAUGGUUCACUUUAUUGCCUGUAAAAAGUCCACCGAUGCUUCGAAUGUUUCUGCCUUAUUCUUCAAAGAAAUAGUACGCUUACAUGGAGUGCCAAAAUCCAUCACUUCUGACAGAGAUACUAAGUUCUUAAGCUACUUUUGGAAGACUCUAUGGAUGCGCUUGGGGACUGCCUUACAAUUUAGCACCACUUCACAUCCACAAACUGAUGGCCAAACAGAAGUAGUAAACUGUUCACUUGGUAAUCUCAUUCGAGCUAAGUGCGUGGACAAUAGCAAGCAAUGGGAUAUAUUACUACCUCAUAUGGAGUUUCCUCUCAAUACCUCUAUCAACCGUUCUACGGGAAAAAUACCAUUUGAAAUUGUGUAUUCUAAAGUUCCCAAUCAUACACUUGACUUGGUGGUAUUACCUAACACUCAGAGUGCAAGCACAGUUGCAGAUUCUUUCAUUGAAAAGGCUACUGAAAUACACAAUUCAGUAAAGACUAAGAUGGAAAAAUCUAAUUCAUAUAAAGAAAAUGCUGAUAAACACAAGAGAUUGAAGAUUUUCAAAGAAGAAAACUGGAGGACGAGUUUCAUUCAAGAAGGGGGGAUUGAUGCAGAGCAUAUACAUGUUCCAGAAGAUUCCACAUAG